AGCGUGGGGAAAGGAAGGCGGGGAGUGCCGUUAACCCCGCGAGGCGCGCGCGGGGGAAGGGCCAGGUUGGUUGGUGGCGGCGGAACCAACUAAGAUUAAGGCUGCCUACCGGGGAAGGGCCAGGUUGCCUCGCCCCCUCCGAAGCAGGGAGCGAGUUCUGAAGUUUUUACCCUGACAUGGUCAAUACUGCUUGCUACAUGGAGUUAUGAAGUAAUUGCCGUGUGAAAUUGACUUGGCAGCAUAAAAAAGAAACAGAGGAGAUGCUUACGUAGGAGAUUUAACCCACAGUUAUCAUAAUGCUCUGCUGAAACAGUUGAUCAAGUACUUUGGAUGUGUUUGUUGCUAUGGGAGAUUGGAACACUAUUACAGUGCCAUCACUGUCACCAGAUAAUAAUAUUACUUGGUAUACCUCAGCCAAAAACAUGUCCCCCUCUAGCUUAAAUGUGCAGCAAGAGCAACGCUCGCAACAGCCUUUGUCCAAAAGCGCACAUAGCCUUUUCAGUGCCUUCUGCACAGAACAGAAUGUGGAACAGAGCCUCUCGUAUCUUAACAGGGAGCUGACUACACAAGGCUUCCCUUCACUUUAUGCAGACUCUAAAGGUAAAGAGUUAAAUGUAAUAUCAAUCUUAAAUUGUAUGAAUGAACUGCUCCUGCUUCAGCGCAAGACUCUCCGAGCUCAGGAAGAAGCAGAAACUCAGCAUCUAAAACUGGGCAGUGAUAUGGACCAUCUGCAAAAUAGCUACACUAAAUUAAAGGAGCAACUGGAAACCUCUAGAAGAGAAAUAGCUGGACUUCAAGAAAGGGAUAGACAACUGCAGUGCAAAAACAGGAAUCUUCACCAGUUACUCAAAAAUGAAAAAGAUGAGGUGCAGAAACUACAGAACAUAGUUGCAAGUCGAGCUACCCAGUACAAUCAUGAUAUGAAGAGGAAAGAAAGAGAAUACAACAAACUGAAAGAGCACUUUCAUCAACUUCUUAUGAACAAAAAGGAUAAAAAAAUGGCCAUGGAUGUUCUAAACUACGUAGGCAGAGUUGAUGGCAAGAGAGGCGCAUGGAGAACUGGAAAAACAGAAGCUAGGAAUGAAGAAGAAAUGUACAAAGCUCUCUUAAAUGAUUAUGAACAGCGACAGAAACAGCUUCUGUUAGAAAAUGCUGAGCUCAAAAAGCUUCUUCAACAAAUGAAGAAGGAGAUAAUUUCUCUCCUUCCACCACAGAAGCAGAAGCCUAAGGAGAAGACUGAAGAUGGAACCGUUCUCUCAGAUAUGGAGGAUGACCCUGGAGAAGCAAAUAAAGAGAAUGUGUGGGAACUUUCUUGUGAAACAGUGCGCGAGCAGCUUGCUAACAGUAUUCGAAAACAGUGGAGAAUGCUGAAAAAUCAUGUUGAAAACCUGGAUAACCAAGUAUCCCAUGUACAUUCUGGAUCACUGAAUGACAAAGAUACAAUCUCAAGAGAGAACCAUGAGUUGGAAGUUGAAAGGUUACAGCUGGAAAUUCAGCAGUGCAAGGAGAUGAUAAAAACACAACAGCAGCUCUUACAGCAGCAGCUAACUUCUCCAUGUGAUGAUGAUACCAAUAUGUUGCUACAGGACUGUUACUUGCUGGAAGAAAAAGAGAGGCUGAAGGAGGAAUGGAAACUGUUCAGAGAACAGAAAAAGAACUUUGAAAGAGAGCGCAAAAGUUUCACAGAAGCUGCUAUUAGACUAGGACUUGAGAGGAAGGCAUUUGAGGAAGACCGUGGAGCUUGGCUGAAGCAACAGUUCUUGAGUAUGACUCCUGAUCAAAAUAAAUGUGAUCACACGAAAUCUCAAAGCGCCUUCUGGGGAAGUUCUGACUCAGAUAAUCCAUUAGCAACUUUCAGAUAUCGCCAAAAGAAAAUGAAUCACUUAACCAGUGUCUCUAAAUUCUCAGAUGGUUGUCAAGCAACUCAGCGUAUUCUUGAGAACAGUGCUCUUCCAGAUAGAACAUCUGAAGACCAAAAGCCAAGCCAGGUUAGAAAGGAACAGUUGAGAAAGAUGCAGACUAGUGAUGCCAGCCCUGUUACACAGGAUGAUGUGGACAGUUUACAUGUGCUACUGCCGGCCAACUUACACACAGAGCGCAUAGAUAACUUGCCUUAGAUUCUUAACUUCUUUCACUAUCUUUGUUAAUCACAUGUGUCCAUAAACUUUCUGACUGCAUUUGGCAUAACAGGGUGUUAUACCUGGAAUUGAUUAGUAGAAGUGAUAGCAGUUGUGCCUGUAUGUGUGGUUUUUUUUAGGAUUUUUCUCCCCACCGCAGACCUUUCCUAUCUGUAAACUUUUGAAAGGCUAUUAAAAAAAAUACUUGAGAUAUGUAUAUUGUUACAGCAGAAAUAGUUCUCAAACUGAAGCAAUGUGUGAAUCUUCUGAUAAUGAAAUGUUUCAGCAACUGUAUUAUUUCCUCCCUGUAAAAGUAGCACUUUUAGCACUAUUAUGGUAAAAUAUUCACUUGCAUCUCAAGUGUAACUGGCAUUGAAACUUUCUCCCCCCCCCCCCGGAACUUGAAUGUACAGUAUAUUGUAGAUGAUUAACAUGACAGGUCCUAUAUUUAUUGUGCAAUUUCAGAUUACCUCUUUUCAUAUAUCUUUAAAAAGAAAAAAAACAAGGCCUUAGCCUACAAAUAGGAGAUAUAAAUGAUUAUGCGACAAUGCCAUGAAAUGAAAGUCCUAGAUCCAAAAAAAAUCAUAGUAUUUUACAUGCCAAUUGUUACUGAGUUUUUUUAUUGUGAUAUUAUGUUUACAGAUGAGUUUUUUUUUAAAAAAAGCUCAGUCAAAAGAUAAUUUUAUCUUAAAA
This is a messenger RNA of Rhineura floridana, 2810 nucleotides long. RefSeq names its product SSX family member 2 interacting protein (gene SSX2IP). The transcript has 15 exons. Bases 345 to 2117 code for a protein of 590 amino acids. The record is from RefSeq and is a predicted model, not a curated record. NCBI's taxonomy places the organism in Eukaryota, Metazoa, Chordata, Lepidosauria, Squamata, Rhineuridae.